UACUCCUGAGGCUCCCAAAAUGUUAUCUUUUGAAAUAGGAAUUAAUACCAGGCAAAAUGUGCCAUGCUUUAUGAAAGAUCCAGUUUUUGUCUUCCUUAGGGUUUUGUUCUUUUAAAAAGAAUGGUUUGAGAUGCACCGAUAUUUGCGGACCCGAAAAGGAGUCACCCUAACCUCAUUCAUAAGGUGGGAGAAUGUCGAAGUCUGGACAACGUUGGAUUACAAGAUAUUAAUCACAAGAUCGAUGCAUCUACACAAAUAUGGGUCUUGAAAAAUAAAAUGGAAUAAUUCUGGAGAAGGCCAGUGUGAGAAAGAAAAACAUAUCCAUUUUAUAGAUAUGUUUGUUGCUCAGGCAUUUUACAUGAUGUCCAGAGGGAGUUUCUUUUCCUAUGUUGUCUUAACAUCCUCCCUGCAGCACAGUGGAAAGUCAAUAAAAACUUAUUGCAUAAUGGGAAAUGAGAAAAAGCAGCCAUUGAAGUCCACUGAAGACAAUUCACCAAGGGAAUAGAUGUCACCGUGAGCGACACAAGUCAUCUUAAGUAGCUUUGAUAUUCUUUAAGCCUGUUAUUGAAGACCUAAGGAUGGAAUUGGCCAGAAAAUGCACCAGACUCAUUAGUGAUAUUCAUUAUAAAGAAGAGUAUAAAAAGUCUAAGGACAAGUGUACAUUUGUGACCGACACUCCCAUGCUAAACCAUGUAAAACAUAUUGGUGCUUUUAUUUCUGAGGCAAAAUACAAAGGCACCGUUAAGGCAAACCUCUCCAAUUCUCUUUAUAAGCAGAUGCCAGCUACAAUUGAUAGUGUCUUCGCAAGAGAAGUUAUGCAGCUUCAGAGUGAGGUUGCCUAUAAGCAGAAACAUGAUGCUGCCAAAGGAUUCUCAGAUUAUGCCCAUAUGAAGGAGCCACCUGACAUCAAACAUGCCAUGGAGGUCAAUAAACACCAGAGUAAUAUUUCUUAUAGGAAAGAUGUGCAGGACACCCACAUGUAUAGUGCGGAUCUCAACAGACCAGACAUCAAGAUGGCAACACAGAUCUCCAAGAUCAUAAGCAAUGCAGAAUACAAGAAAGGGCAAGGAGUAAUGAACAAAGAGCCAGCUGUAAUUGGAAGACCAGAUUUUGAACAUGCUGUGGAAGCUUCUAAACUUUCUAGUCAAAUUAAAUACAAAGAGAAAUUUGAUAAUGAAAUGAAGGAUAAGAAACAUCAUUAUAAUCCUCUUGAAAGUCCUUCUUUUAGGCAAAGCCAGCUUGCCACUGCCCUGGUGAGCGAUGUGAAGUACAAGAAAGACAUUCAAAACAUGCACGAUCCAGUCUCAGAUCUCCCCAACUUGUAUUUAGACCAUGCUUUGAAAACCAGCAAAAUGCUCAGCGGACGAGAAUAUAGAAAGCUUUUUGAGGAAAACAAAGGAAUGUAUCAUUUUGACGCGGAUGCUGCCGAACAUUUGCACCAUAAAGGCAAUGCCAGGCUCCAGAGUCAGGUUAAAUAUAAAGAAGAGUAUGAGAAAAAUAAGGGGAAAUCCAUGCUUGAAUUUGUUGAGACUCCCUCCUAUCAAGCUUCCAAGGAGGCUCAGAAGAUGCAGAGUGAGAAAGUUUACAGAGAAGAUUUUGAGAAGGAGAUUAAAGGAAGGUCAUCACUGGAUUUAGACAAGACUCCAGAAUUUUUACAUGUUAAGUACAUCACCAACCUUCUGAAAGAGAAAGAAUAUAAAAAAGAUUUGGAAAAUGAAAUAAAAGGCAAAGGAAUGGAACUUACUUCAGAUGUUCUUGAUAUUCAAAGAACAAAACGUGCAUCCGAAAUGGCUAGUGAUAAAGAAUACAAGAAAGACCUGGAGUCAAAAAUUAAAGGGAAAGGAAUGCAGGUUGGCACCAACACCCUUGAAAUACAACAUGCCAGAAAAGCUUCAGAGAUAGCUAGUCAGAAAGAGUAUAAGAGAGAUCUGGAGACUGAAAUAAAAGGAAAGGGCAUGCAGGUGGGCACAGACACUCCUGAUAUCCAGAGAGCCAAGAAGGCAUCGGAAAUGGCCAGUCAGAAAGAAUAUAAGAAAGACUUGGAAAAUGAAAUUAAGGGGAAAGGAAUGCAAGUGAGCAUGGACAUCCCGGACAUACUUCGAGCCAAGAGGGCAUCUGAGAUCUAUAGCCAGAAAAAGUAUAAAGACGAAGCAGAGAAGAUGCUUUCUAACUAUAGUUCUGUGGCAGAUACUCCUGAAAUUCAGAGAAUCAAGACAACUCAACAAAACAUUAGCGCAGUAUUUUAUAAGAAAGAAGUAGGAGCUGGCACAGCAGUAAAAGAUACUCCGGAGACUGAACGAGUGAAGAAAAAUCAGCAGAAUAUUAGUUCAGUAAAAUACAAAGAAGAGAUGAAACAGGCAACGGCCAUUUCCGAUCCUCCAGAGCUGAAGAGAGCUAAAGAAAACCAGAAGAACAUCAGCAAUCUCCAGUACAAGGAGCAGUGCCACAGAGCCACGCCAGUGAGCGUCACGCCAGAGAUGGAGAGGGUGAGGAGAAACCAGGAGCAACUGAGUAUGGUAAAAUACAAAGGAGAAAUUAAGCAGGCAACUGCAAUUUCUGAUCCACCGGAGCUGAAGAGAGCUAAAGAAAACCAGAAGAACAUCAGUGAUGUUUAUUAUAAAGGUCAACUGGGAAGAGGUACAGCUUUAAGUGUAACUCCUGAAAUGGAAAGAGUGAAGAAGAAUCAAGAAAAUAUUAGUUCGGUAAAAUAUACCCAGGACCAUAAACAGAUGAAAGGUAGACCAAGUCUGAUUUUAGAUACACCUGGUCUGAGAUAUGUCAAAGAAGCACAAAAUCAUAUUUCAAUGGUAAAAUAUCAUGAAGAUUUUGAAAAGACAAAGGGAAGGGGCUUUACUCCUGUUGUUGAUGACCCUGUGACAGAGCGAGUGAGGAAGAACACCCAGGUAGUCAGCGAUGCAGCCUACAAAGGUGUCCAUCCUCACAUCGUGGAGAUGGACAGGAGACCUGGAAUCAUUGUGGACCUCAAAGUUUGGCGUACAGACCCUGGUUCUGUCUUCGACCUUGAUCCCCUGGAAGACAAUAUUCAGUCUAGAAGUCUCCAUAUGCUCUCUGAAAAGGCGAGUCACUAUAGGAGACACCGUUCUCGAUCUCACUCAAGCAGUACUUUUGGUACAGGUCUGGGAGAUGACAAAUCAGAAAUAUCUGAGAUGUACCCUAGCUUUUCAUGCUGCAGUGAGGUAACCAGACCGUCGGAUGAAGGAGCCCCUGUCCUUCCCGGAGCCUACCAGCAAAGCCAUUCCCAAGGCUAUGGAUACAUGCACCAGACCAGCCUCUCAUCCAUGAGGUCAAUGCAGCACUCACCAAAUCUAAGGACCUACCGAGCCAUGUACGAUUACAGCGCCCAGGACGAAGACGAGGUCUCCUUCCGGGACGGCGACUACAUUGUCAACGUGCAGCCUAUCGACGACGGCUGGAUGUACGGCACAGUGCAGAGAACUGGCAAAACAGGGAUGCUCCCGGCGAAUUACAUUGAGUUUGUCAAUUAAGUCUUUCUCCUUGUCUUUGAGCUUUAUUCUAAUGUAUACUAAACCCAACCUUUUUAAAAGAUAGAAGAUACUUUUAAGACAACUUGGCAGUUAUUUUACAAUAAUCUAUCUUUCCUUUGACAAUGAGACACACACAGCAGGAAGAAAGAAUGGCUUCUGGGCUCAGCACAGCAGCAUUGUCAGGAGUUCCUGUAAACAAAAUCCUUAGGUCCGGGCCCGGUGCUGCUAAACGGGUUAAUGGUUUCCUUGGAUUGGCUACGGCACACUUCUGGGAAAUGUAUUUUUGUAGCCUUUCAUAGAGAUGUUGAUCGUCCCUUAAAUGUAACAAGUCUGUGAAACUUCUUAGCUGUCACUUUGGAAUCACCAGAAGCCAGUUCUCUUAAUUCAGUAACACAGCCAAUAAUUUAAAAACCAUUUAGCUUUUGAGUCAUUAGGGAAUUUCCAAUUCAAGUGAAAAUUGCCCUAAUGUAAUAAACGUCAAGAGCGGCAGAAUGACAGUUUGCUUAAAAUCAUAUUGACUGCUGGCCUUCAAGACCUAGAAACUUCUCCCGAACAAAGACAUUUCCUUGUUCCCUAGACUGACUUGGGUCUAUUUAUUUCUCAUUUGUACCAAGGCGUAUCCUCUUCUCCAUUUAUAUUCUGUGGGCCCAAGUCUACGCUUGACUCCAUAGAAUGUCAGGACCAAAUAACGUCACAGCUACACGGCAAAGGGCAAAGUUUCAGGUCAUCUCUAUUAUUUCCCUAAGAGCUUUUACCCUGUUGCAUGUCACGUAGGUUCAAGCUUCUGUAACAUAGGCAGCUGCACUGCCCAUCCAUCUCUGUUAAUAGAGCAAAAAGUGCGGCUGAUAACCUAACAACCCUUUCAGAGCUCUAGUCGCCAGCUCAUCAGAAAACCGUAUUUUGAAAAGUUGCUUGAGAUUCUCCUGCUGCCUUGCACUCUAGUUUCGAAGGAUUCACACCUUUAGGAAAUAGACGCCUACUCUAGCAAUUAAGUGACUUAGGUGUUUACUGAGCAGCUUUCAUUAACUUAAUGCCGCUGUUGAUUCAAAAGUAAAGAAAACUUACUAGGAGCCAGUGACUACAAAGUAUAGGAGAGACAACCAGUGAACAAAAUGUCACCCACUCCACAUGGAGACGAUUGGGUUUUUUAUUUAAGAAAAUGUUAUUCACAUCCGGGAAUGGAAAUCUAGCCACUGAAACUAGUUAAUGAAAAGACUUCUUUUCCUUUCUUCUGGUUCUUACUUUCUAAACCAUAUGCAGGGUGGGGGGAAGAUGAAGAUGCCAGCAGAGAUUUUAAGUCUAGGCCCAAGAGGUUGUUCACGCAAAAAGAAGUUGUUGUCCUAUCUUGAAUUUCAAAUACGAGACCUUGCAGGCUCUGCCUGGAUUUACAGCCAUGCUGCAGCCCUUGCUGACGGGUGGUGAAGACUGGCCUGUAGCCCAUAGUCAGGAUCACUGGAGAAUUAACAUCCAUCAUCGAAGUGACUCUGUGUUUUUCUGAUGUAUUUGGACCUGCUACCAGUAUUCUGGUAGUAUUCAUGUAGGGCCUGACUCUAGAAUGAUGAAGCUAUAAAAGCAAAGUUACAAAAAUGUGAUAAAAUGUAUAGACCUUGGGGAUAUAUCCCUUAUAUAAUAUAUGCAAAGAAAUGAACAAAACAUCUUGUAAAAUACCUUUUAUAGAAGUGUUCAGGAGUUCAAAAACAAAUGCUCAUUCAUUUACACUUAUGAAAAGUUAGUAUAUACUUUUGAAAAUCUGGAGUUUCAUUUUAUCUGGCUAAAAGAGAAAAUAAGCUUUAUUAUACUCAAGCUGCGUCUACAGGACACUCACAUAAAAAGAGAAGAGAAAAAUUCAGGUAAAAAGCUAGAGAGUUUUCUGAGGGGAUUUGACAGAUCCCUACAUACCCAGCUGGACUGAUUUUCUCGUAUCGAAAUGGCCAGUCAUGAUUAAAUUAACCCCAUAUCUGUUUUGAUGUCUUGUACACAAACCAACAAAGACAAGAUGAAUUUAUGACCUUCUUGCAAAAAAACCUUCUGUGCAUUAAAAGUGGGGGCAAUAAACUUGCUCAAUUUUAUUAUAUCUCUAAGUAAAUAUUUAUGUUUCACUCAGACCCCUUCUUGUGACUAUGAAAAGCUGUAGUUGUUGAUUAAAUUUGCAGACUAAAUGUAGGACAGGUACAAUUUUUUGAGAAAUAGCACAUUUAUGGGAGGCCCAGAGGAAACAGAUUUGAAAUGAUGUUUUUAAUCGGGAAAAGUACCAUAAAGUAGCAGCUUGUUGCUCCCUUGUCUUUCUUAUCCACUAAUUUCAAAAUCAGAUUCCUGGAAUGUAGAAGUCAAUAAUUAUUGGGGGAAUAAUCCUAAAAUGUUAAGCUUCACAUAAUGUUUGUAGAGCGAGUUGAUUCUGCUUCCAGCCUCUAGGAAUUCAGGUCUGCUUAGAAUUUAACUAGAGAGUAAUUAUUUUACGGUAAAGACUGCAGGAGAAUAAGAUGUCGUGUGCUCCUGACACCCACCACAACUGGGUAACGUUGCCACUAAAGCUUGUCAGGGUAUUCUAGCAUCUCAGCAGAAAUAUAGGAAACAUAUAUGUAUAAUACCAAAGUGCUAUUUUUACAGUAUCAUUUUUCAAAACGACGUUCUUGAACAAUUUUUCCACUUUGCACCCCCCCUCCCAAUUUGGCAACAGGUAUCUCAUACAUAACAUUGAUGGCUAAAGAAGGGUUUAAAAACAUAUGUCUUUUAAAAAUCAAGUUAAAGACUGUGAAAUGUCCAAGCACAGACAACAUGCACCUGAUUUUCUGAAUGUGAUGCAUUCUCCAGACUGAUAAAAGCACAAGGAACAGUUUGAUAUGCUUUUACAAGAUUCUGAAACCAAAACUGUACAUGGAUCAUCUCUCUCUUGAGAAUAGCAGAGCAACAGAAUAGAUAUAUGACUUUUGUUGUAAGUUUUUGUAGUCAACUGUUUUUACUAAUUCUCGUUCUCUAGGAAAGCUUUCUACUUCUAAUCUGUGGCAAAACGAACUCUUCACGUCUUCUUGUUCUUGUCUAUACAUCCACAGCAUAGCCCAGUUUGAAAUAGUUAUCAGGUUGUCAGAUCCCCACGCAGCCGCAACCUCUUCUCAGGCUUCCCCACCACCAGAGACCACACAGGAAUUUGCAAGCGCAGUUUCUAGGGGCAUCUAGUAUGAACAUGGAUGAGAUUGGACGAGACUCUCUCUCACUAUUAGGUUCACUGCCUGAAGGUGAUGAGGAUGCAGUUUUGGCAGGUUGGCCACAGUCUUUCUUUCCUUGUCCUCUCCCCUGUUGAGCUUGACAACAGUCUGGGAGGUGGGGAAACAGACUUUUCUAAAACAGUGAAGUUCAAGAGGUGCAUCUGUUUUUCAGGUGUGUCCACCUCCAGUGAAAUGUUUUUAAUGAAAAGAUAAAAUGUGUGUGAUCCUUUAAUAACACAUCCUUAUAUAAAGUGGAUAUAGUUUAUACCAAAAUUAUAAUAUAGAUAUAUUAAAAAGAAAGGUGCCUUUUGAUUACCCUUGUUUAUCCUCUAUGGUCUUGGAAGGAAAACCGAGCCAGCAAGCUUCUUGUGUAUUCUGUAGUAAUAUUUUAUUGUACAUGAUUGGUAUUUUUGUGGCGGGGGAAUUGAGAUGCUCCUGAUGGAUACGAGAGGUGGUAGCAGAUUGUAUUUUACCUCCAAAGGUUGAGAACUAUAGAAAAUACUGACCUUUCCCAUACAUUUCUGGAAAGUUCUUUGUGGAUUUAUAUAUAGUCAGGAUGCAUAAACAUGAACUUUAGGUUUGAGACUUAAAAUACCUAUUGUAAGAUAGAAGAAUUCUAUUAUGAGGCUGAAUUCAUUGGACAAGAUAAAAUUCACUUCAUAAGUUUCAUUAUACCUUAGCUAUUCACUUCUGAUAAUCUGAAAGUGGCUGGAGCAUGGGUGUUUUGGGUAAUGAGACACGGAGGCAAGAAAGCUUUAGCUAAGUAAGAAGCUAUGUAAAGUAAGUUAAGAAUGCUAAAAGGAAAGUCUCUUUUUGAAGUAUUCCAUGCCCACUAGGGUCCUUUCCAGGCAACUGACUGUCAACUAUUGAUGAUCAAAAAAUAUAUAUAAAGAUAUUGUAUGAUGUUUCUAUGGCAUCAUUUCAUGAUGCUACUGGACUCCACCAGCCUGGAAGGAUCCCUAGGGCAGAUUUUUCCCCAGUGUCCAUAUUACUUCUGUAUAUUCAUGAAAUUCCAUAUGCUUUUGCAUUUGAUACAUGGCAUCCAGUUGGCAUAGUAUCUGCUUCUUUGUAAUCCAGUUGCUGUUAAGAAUGAUUGACUUUGAAGGAAAAAGAGAAAAUUGCAUCCUAGUGCCAUUCUUCAGUGUGCACACAAUGAAUGGCUGAGCAUUUAGAAGCAGCACCAAGUGUGUCACAGGUGUGGUGUGGCAAUGUUGGCCUCUGACCUGUGAUAAAAAUACAAAACUGGAUCAUUGCACAGCUUGGCUUCUGUUUGCUUCAAAAAUGUAGAAUUGUGGUUGAUGAUCAAUUUCCAAGAUUGUACUAACUUUGAGAGCGUAUAUUUAUAAUGGAAAUACUUAAUGUUUUUAAGAUGAAGGGGCUUAUAGAAUGAUACAGGUUAUUAAUAUAAUUUGGCUUUUGUUAUGCAAAUUAACACCAGCUAUUAAAAUAUAUUUUAGUAGAAAUGCUUUAAUUCAUGUUUUUUUUCCUCUACACUGUGAAUCUUUAAGCCUUGGUGGACUAGAGCAACAUCGUGCUGCCCAAAGGACUAACCUAUGCAAACUAGUUCACAUUUUAGUGGAUGUCACAGUAAUUGUGUAAUAAGACAUUAUUUCCCCCUGCAUAAUGUACAGCGGCAUUGAAAUAAACAUUAAGCCUAGCAUCAUGUAUGUAUAGUAUAGUCACUCACAGACCCUUCAAGGCUACUAUAAUCAUUAGUAUUAUUAUUAUUUGUUUAAAAACAAAUCGCUGAUUUAUCUAUUAAAUCUACUUGAACGAUGUUGGAACAAGAAUGACGGGUGGAUGUGUCGGCUGUGGCUUCAAUGUGGUCACUGCAAGUGUUUUCCUAUGAUAGAACUGUGUUCAGAUGCACUCUCUUCAGGGUAUUAUUAUUCUGUGUCUUCUUUCUGUAUUUGUAAAACAUUAUGACGCUCUAAUUUUCCUAUCUCUACACAUUUGGUUUGCUUAAAUAAAUGCAGGAUAUAACAAAAUGGU
Molecule: messenger RNA, 8701 nt
Organism: Canis lupus familiaris (dog)
Lineage: Eukaryota; Metazoa; Chordata; Mammalia; Carnivora; Canidae
Gene: NEBL
Product: nebulette
Exons: 30
Coding region: 579-3506 (975 amino acids)
Biological process (GO): cardiac muscle thin filament assembly
Cellular component (GO): focal adhesion; Z disc
Molecular function (GO): actin filament binding
Source: RefSeq, a predicted model, not a curated record